Molecule: messenger RNA, 878 nt
Organism: Babjeviella inositovora NRRL Y-12698
Lineage: Eukaryota; Fungi; Ascomycota; Pichiomycetes; Serinales
Exons: 1
Coding region: 1-477 (158 amino acids)
Cellular component (GO): cytoplasm
Molecular function (GO): 2-oxoglutarate-dependent dioxygenase activity
Source: RefSeq, a predicted model, not a curated record
AUGGUGAGCGUUUCCCGGGAAAUCAAGGUCAAUAUUGAAAGCAUCGAGGACCACAAACUAGACUACACAGAAUUUGCUCUGGCAAAUCUCGGGCCUGCUGAUGUUCCUCUUGAAGGAGCGCUCACAGAGGUUCCCUACGAUGACAGAGCGUUCUAUACCGACCCUGAACUCCUAAACAUGCAUCCUACUUUAAAUUUGGCUUCCCGUGAAAUUUCCUUGAAGGAGCUUUCCCCGAAGUUUGGAUCAGAGGUCAAGGAUACCCAGUUAGCCUCCUUCGUGGACAAUCCUAAGGUCAAGGACGAGUUAGCUUUGCUACUUACCCAGCGUGGGGUGUUAUUGUUCUAUGACCAGGGAGAUUUCUUCAAGCUAUGGCCUGCUAAGAUUGGCGAGUUUAACUCAUAUUAUGGUGUGCCCCAUGUCCUCCCAAUCACUAAGGUGGUUAAAGAUAACCCUGAAUUUGUGACCGUUUCGGUAUAGGGGUUUAGCAAGUACGCAAAAUUGAGCUACAACAACUACAAGAACCUCUUGACACUCAGAUGCUACGUACAAAGUGUAGCCACCGGCAUAUACGUCUUUGACAAUGUUAGAGUCCCCUCCUUCUGGUGGAGAUACAGUGUUUGUUGACGCAAAUGAAGCGUACGAGCGCUUGUUUCCAGGGUUCAAGGGGCGCUUGCAUGGCUUAACAACUCACUCUGCCCACCAACAGGCUGAAAUCUCUGUCAAGACUGACGGGGUACUUAGAAAACCAAUCAUCACGGCCCAUCCGGUGGUAAGACAACAUCCCAUCACCAUGAGGAAGGCUAUUUUUGUGAACUCGGUUUUACUCGUGAGAUUGAGGGAUAUAAGAAGGAGGAAAGCGACUACUUGUUAAAAUUCUU